Messenger RNA from Malaya genurostris, 477 nucleotides. RefSeq lists its product as uncharacterized. The record is from RefSeq and is a predicted model, not a curated record. The transcript has a single exon. The coding region runs from base 1 to 477 and encodes 158 amino acids. NCBI's taxonomy places the organism in Eukaryota, Metazoa, Arthropoda, Insecta, Diptera, Culicidae.
AUGCGUUCGAAGCUAGAUGAGAAAUCAGUCAAGCUGAGUUUCGUCGGAUACUCUGAGGACCACAAAGGGUAUCGCUUCUUAGAUCGUUCAACGCAUUUCAUUACAAUUAGUCGUGACGCCAGAUUCAUUGAGUUGAAUAAUGGAUCGGAGCAGUCAAAGCAACCAAGCGAAUCAGAUACAACUGAUAAACUGGAGACGACGGUAGAUAUUCCGAUGAAUCCACCGAGUGUGCUGGAUCCAAGGAUUGACCAAAACGACAACAACAUUUCCGUUGGGGAAUUGGAAGGCUGGUGUGAUACCAGUGAUGACUUGGAUGGUGCAUUCUUCCGUGGCUUCGACGAACAAUCGGAUGUGGAAGAGCGCGCGGAACCGGAUCUCCAACGGCAGGAUCGGCGAACGAGAGGUGUGUUGCCGGAACGUUAUAAUGAUUUCGUGGUUGGUAUUGCGGAGCUAACUGAAGCAGAACCAACAAGUUAA